GGCCAAUCGCCCUGGCGGGCAUAAAGUGGCUGCUAGCCCACAGGGCUCCCAGCCAGGAGGUGUCACCCCCAGCAGGCGCCGGCCGGAGCUCGGGCACCCAGCAUGCAGGCACAGCUUUUGCGGAGGACCCUGCCCAGUCUGGUCCUUGGACUCCUGUUCCUGAGCACGCCGGCCAUGGGCAUCUGUUUGGACAAGUACCAAGAGCUGUUUGGGCAGCUCCAGAAGCAGACGGAUAUCAUGCAGUGCACCAGCUUGCUCCUGGACCCCUAUAUCAAAAGCCAAGGCCUGGACAAGGAUGGACUGAAGGAGCACUGCCGGGAGCGCCCGGGGGCCUUCCCCAGCAAAGACGCCCUGCAGCGGCUGAGCAAGAGGGAAUUCCUGCGCACCCUCCACACCAUGCUGGGCAGCAUUCUGCACAGACUGACUGCCCUGCAGCGGGAUGUCCCCAAGGCCCAGGACUUGGAGACGCUGAAUAGGGCAAAGCAGAACAUUCGCGGGUUCAGGAACAACAUCCACUGCAUGGCCCGGCUGCUUCCAGACUCCUCGGAGACAACGGAGCCCACUCCCGCAGUCCCGGCGACAUCUCCGUCGCCCACCCCCACCUCAGACACCUUUCAGCGCAGGCUAGAGGGCUGCAGGUUCCUGCACGGCUAUCACCGCUUCAUGCACUCCGUGGGGCAGGUGUUCCAAGAGUGGGGGGAGAGCCCGAGUCGGAGACGGAGACACAGCCCCCACGGGGGCCUGCGGAAGGGGGUCCGCAGGCUGCAACUGUCCAGGAGGAACAAGAGACUCCCACCCAGGGGGCAGCUGCCCCGGUAGCCUUAGGGGCGCCCCCGGCAGAUAAAGGAUCCACAGGUACUCUGUAGGAUGACAUCUCCCCGGGGCCUCCAAACCUGCUCCCCUCUGUUUCCUCCCUCUCAGAAGUGCACUUUAAGGGGUGGGAGCCAGGCAGGCCCCUCUACCUUCUCCGGGCUGGGAGGGUCGGGUCAGGCCAUUGAGCCCCUAGCCCUGAGUUCCCCAGUCUCGGUGGGGUGGCCGGGUCAUGCCACGCGGGGCCAACUUUCCAUUGAUUCAGGGGUCUGAUGACACAGGCUGACUCAUGGCCAGACUGACUGCCCCCCCUGCUAUGCUCGCCAGAAGCCUGCUGGCCCUUCCCUCUCAUGACUUGCAGGGCUGUUGCCCCCAGACUUCCUCCUUUCCAUGGUGGCAUGGUUCCGAGGGGGAGGUCAGGGCCUGAGCUGGCCUCCUAUGCCUCAUUGCCAGUCUCAGGCCAGACACCUGUACAUCUGGGUGACCUCACUUUAGGCAGCUAUGACAGGGGCAGAGUGUUGUAGGAGCACUGAUCUGGGGGUGGGGGGAGUCUAAGAAUAGGGCUCGGGUCCCAGCUCAACCCCUAACUCACUGUGUGGCCUCAGGCAGGCCACUUUACCUCUCUGGACCUCAGUUUUCUCUUUGUGAUUCAAGGGAGUUGGUGUAAAGCCCUCUCUGCUUGCCAGUCGCUGGGAUUCGACGACAUAGAGUGGCUAUCAAAUGCAGUGCAAAUGGACAUGACCUGAAGACUUGAGUUCUCUGUAGACCUACUGCCUGGAAGGGCGGGGUGUUGGGUCCCGGCUGCGGGCUGCUCCCCCUGGUGGUGCAUCAUGAAAUUUUCUCAUGCUGAAACAAUGGUUCUGGAGGGGGGCCCAGAAGCUGCUGGGCCAAUUCUUUGGAGGGAUAUGACUAAUUUAUCGAUUUUUAUCAGUUUUUAUCUGUUUCCUAUUUAUAAGGCUUAUUUAUGAUGUAUAUUUAAUGUUAAUAUUGUGCCAACAUAUAUUUAAAACUUGCCUGGUUUCUAAA
Ailuropoda melanoleuca (giant panda) is the source of this 1836-nucleotide messenger RNA. RefSeq names its product oncostatin M (gene OSM). The coding region runs from base 103 to 819 and encodes 238 amino acids. The transcript is spliced from 3 exons. The record is from RefSeq and is a predicted model, not a curated record. Gene Ontology annotation, biological process: immune response; oncostatin-M-mediated signaling pathway. Gene Ontology annotation, molecular function: oncostatin-M receptor binding; cytokine activity. Gene Ontology annotation, cellular component: extracellular region. NCBI's taxonomy places the organism in Eukaryota, Metazoa, Chordata, Mammalia, Carnivora, Ursidae.